Messenger RNA from Fusarium mangiferae, 600 nucleotides. RefSeq lists its product as uncharacterized. Lineage: Eukaryota; Fungi; Ascomycota; Sordariomycetes; Hypocreales; Nectriaceae. The record is from RefSeq and is a predicted model, not a curated record. The transcript has 3 exons. The coding region runs from base 1 to 600 and encodes 199 amino acids.
AUGGCCCAGCAGUACUCUCAGGGACCUAAUGUCCAGAAUCAGGAAUGGCAGAACAACCUCUGCAAUUGCUCGCCCUGCGACUCUUGCCUGCUCGGCACUUUCUGUCCCUGUAUCCUCUUGGGUAAAACCGCCGAUCGUAUGAGAGACCCUACUAUGCAGACUGCCGAUACCUGCAACAGCGAUGCUCUCAUAUUCUGCGCGAUCAACUGUGUGACUGGCUGUGGCUGGAUUUACUCCAUGAUGAAGCGUGGUGAGAUCCGUGAGCGAUUCGGCAUCAAAGGCAGUGGCAUGAACGAUUGCUGCGUCAGUUACUGGUGCCUCUGCUGUGCUCUGAUCCAGCAGGACAACGAGGUCAAGUCUCGCCUCUCUCAGGGGCCCAUCACCCAGGGCUACCAAGCUCAGAAGGAGGGUAUGCACAUGCCAACAUCUCCUCCUGCUCAGCAGCAGCAGCAGCAAUAUCAUGAUCAGAAGCCCAACCCUCAGCAGCAGGCCCCUCAGCCCGAUUAUCAGCUUCCUCAGCACGGUUACCAGUCUCCCCAGCCUCAAGGAUCAUACCCUCCACCUCAGCAGACUUACAACCCUCAACAGCCCCAGUAUUAG